This is a messenger RNA of Vigna umbellata (rice bean), 859 nucleotides long. RefSeq names its product alpha carbonic anhydrase 7-like. Gene Ontology annotation, molecular function: zinc ion binding; carbonate dehydratase activity. The record is from RefSeq and is a predicted model, not a curated record. Gene Ontology annotation, biological process: one-carbon metabolic process. NCBI's taxonomy places the organism in Eukaryota, Viridiplantae, Streptophyta, Magnoliopsida, Fabales, Fabaceae.
AUGGAAAAUCUUACCAAGCAGGCUUUGAUUUGCAGUUUAUUAACAGCACUUGUUUUGUCAUCAUGCCCAAUAACAAUGUCUGAAAAUGCACAUUCAGAGGACGAGUAUACUUAUGAUAUAAAUAGCAAGACAGGACCAGAUCACUGGGGAGAACUAAAACCUGAAUGGAACCUAUGCAAGAAGGGAUCCAUGCAAUCCCCAAUUGAUUUCUCCAAUGAUAAGGUUAAAAAACUAACUAAUUUGGAAGAACUUCAAAUCAACUAUAAACCAUCCAAAGCAAUUAUUAAAAAUAGGGGAACUGAUAUCAAGGUGGAAUGGAAAGGGAAGAAAAGCAACAUAAAAAUUAAUGGAACUAAGUAUACACUUUUACAGUCUCAUUGGCAUUCUCCCUCUGAACAUGCCAUAGAUGGCACAAGGUUGGAUCUAGAGUUGCACAUGGUGCACCAAAGUCCAUCAGGACAACUUGCAGUGGUUGGAAUAAUGUACAGAGCUGGAAUAGCAGAUCCUUUCUUGUCAUCGUUAAAGGAAGUCUUAGAUGCCCUUUCUGAUAAAACUGGAGCAGAAAGAGAAGUGGAUGAACUGGAUCCUAAUGUGGUUAUGGAACGCGAAAGCGCAGCAUUUUAUUACAGAUAUAUUGGUUCUCUGACUUCUCCUCCAUGCUCGGAGAAUGUUAUUUGGACCGUCUUCAGAGAGGUGAGAUCAGUUUCUCAGGACCAAAUCAAAUUGCUUCAAGAGGCCGUUGAAGAUCAUGCAAGUUCCAAUGCACGACCACUGCAGAAAUUGAACAACCGCUUAGUGCAGUUCAAUGAUCCCGGAGUUAAAGAUUAGUGUGUUUCAAGGCAUUGACGAGGACAACUAU